AUCAGCGCGUCGGACGCGUUCACAGCACGUUCUUCUGCCAUUUGUCUUUGUGAGAUCUGUACUCAUUCUGUGCAUAGUCAAUCUUCUCUCUGCCUGAGCUGGUCCAGGUGCAUUCACCCGCAGCAUGGCUGACUCCUUUGCUGACCUCUGGAAUUCUACUACUUCGAGUAAGCCAGCCCAGCCGGCGCGUACGCUAGGCUCUGCGUCUCCGUCUUUGAACAGUACUCAGCGAGCUCAGCCGAAACAUGAUGCUUUCUCCUUGCUUGCGUCUGUUGGUUCUCCCUCAGGCUCUCCACAACUAUUAUCGGGUUCCUUGGGGGCAGGCUCCAGCAAUACUAGCAGAAUGACCAUAGCACAGCGGGCUGCGCAGGCUGAGAGAGAGCGGCAGGAGCAGCUGCGGAAGCAGCAUGAAAUCAGGAGCUCCCAAUCAUCGCCGUGGGAUGGCCUAGACUCUCUGGGUAUGUCGUCUAAGGCUACUGCGAAUACAUCAUCGGCCCCGCAUGAUGACUGGGAUUUCGGUUUGUCUACCUCGACGAAGUUAUCUCAGGCUCCUGCUCACUCUGCUCUCGAUGAUGAUGAUUGGGGUCUGGGCGAUUUCUCAGCAAAGCCCGUUAGCGCACCUGCUCCUACCAGACCGUCUCGCUCUCAAACAGCGUCCCUACUGGACCUGGAAGGAUUUGAUCAUUCUGAUACAUCUCCUGCACCUGGGCCGUCCAAUGGCUCCCGAUCAAGCACGCCCGGGGACUUCGACUUCGGAGAUAGAGAAGACCGAUUGUUGGACGAUCAAUCUGGAGACGAAAACGAUUUACUAGGCUUGGGUGGCAGCAGACCCGCAGCUGCAGCCAGGCGCAAGUCACCUCCAAUCGUGGAGAUGGGCUUCUCGCCUCAGCAAGCUCGGGUAGCUCUAGCCGCCACAGAGACCGGACUAGAUGUCCAAGCGGCGCUCGAAACGCUGCUUUCCAACGGUGCUGCAUCCGAGUCACCCGUUCCCGAGCGACGAGCACCGCCGAGACGGCCACAGCGGACCCGCGAGCCCGAGCGCGCGGAUAACCCCAGGUCCUCUGGCAGACGCCCGGAAGAAAGAGAACGAGAACGAGAACGAGAGCGAGAGCGAGAGCGAGAGCGAGCGACUUCCGAGGCGUUCUUCCAGGACCAAGCGGACAAACUUCUCGCGCAGGCGAGCGUGUUGGGAGCGAGUAUGUUCAGCAAGGCAAACGCAUUUUGGAAGGAGGGGAAGGAGAAGGUGCAGAAGGUUUACGAGGAACGGGCGGCGGUUGCGCGCGCUGGGAGCGCGCCGAGGGCGGACGGGAAGCCGCGGUGGAUGCAGGAGGCUGCCGACGACGACGGGGAAGUGUCUCCAACGCAGCUGCGGAGGCGAGGUCAGGAGCGAGAGGAGGGAUUCCGAGAUGAUCAUGACCAUCAACCGGAGGACCCUGCCCCUGCCCCCGCGCCGCGGAAGGCGAGGGUGGAGCCACAGAAGGCAGAACCUGCCGUCGGAGACUUAUUCUCGGCCUCGCCCGCUGUGUAUCAGUCGCCUUUCAGGCACCGGACGCCUGCGAGGGAUAAGGUGCCAGAACACCCGUCCUCUUCCAGGCCGACUCCCCCGGCACAACCGGCCCCGUUAAUCCAGCGGCAGACGGUGAGUGCCUCGCGAGCAGCUCUUGCGACCGCCGCCAAGCAUAAGGCAGUCGGCGGGGAGAAGUUCAAGCUCGGGCAGUACAGCGAAGCGGAAACUGCGUAUACGUCUGCUAUUGCGGCGCUUCCUCAGUCGCAUCUACUCCUCGUGCAGCUUUACAAUAAUCGCGCCCUGGCGCGGCUCAAGACGGGAGACCAUGCAGGUGCAGUUGAAGACUGCACCGCCGUGAUCGAGCUGAUUGGUGCUGGGUACCAUCCGUCCAAGGAGGCGAAGGUGACGAGGGAGGAAGACGGCGCCGGGGUGGAUCUCGCCGAUGGAUUAAUCAAGGCCUGGAGGCGACGCGCUGAAGCUUAUGAAGGGCGAGAGAAGUGGGAGGAGGCCAAGAAGGAUUGGGAAGCCAUCAUUAGCGCAGAUUUCGCAGGGAAGGUCAGGACUGAGGCGAUCACGGGGGCUGGGCGGUGCCGGAGGAUGGUCAAUGCCAAUACGGAGGCAGCGGACAAGCCUCCCUCGGCGACGCCUCCCAGGCCAAAGGCGAAGCCUUCGUCGGCGGCGCAGGUCAGGGCGUCGAAGGUGGGCGCGGCUGCGUCCCAGGCUGCUGUGUCGAAGCUCCGCGAGGCCAAUCAGGCGGCGGAGGCGGAGGAUCAGGCAAAGCAUGAGCUGAAAGACACAAUCGAUGCGCGCAUCAUGGCCUGGAAGGGCGGGAAGGAGACGAAUAUCCGCGCGCUGAUUGCGAGCCUGGACACGGUGCUAUGGCCAGAGCUGGGAUGGCAGAAGGUUGGGUUGCAUGAGCUGGUUACGCCCGCCCAGGUGAAGAUUAGGUACAUGAAGGCUAUCGCGAAGGUGCAUCCUGAUAAGCUCAAUGCGGGCAAUACGACGGUAGAACAACGCAUGAUUGCAAACGGCGUGUUCGCGGCGUUGAAUGAUGCAUGGAACGCUUUCAAGCCAUAAUUAUAUUUGUCUUUUCUAUACUUAUUGGAUAUACGUUGACCACUUUGGUAUAAAGGAUGUAGAUGAUAGAGGACUCUUUGGACUCGUGCAUACCAAGUCGAUGGCCUAGCCCCCUUGGAUUUUCGGCGAUCUUGUAUGUAACCCGCCUAGGCACUAACGUCAGAGUUACCGUCCCGACGCGCUAUUAUUUCAUUCCGAGCGGUACGAAGUGCAG
Messenger RNA from Gloeophyllum trabeum ATCC 11539, 2798 nucleotides. RefSeq lists its product as uncharacterized. Gene Ontology annotation, cellular component: vesicle; intracellular membrane-bounded organelle; cytoplasm. Gene Ontology annotation, biological process: clathrin coat disassembly; clathrin-dependent endocytosis. Lineage: Eukaryota; Fungi; Basidiomycota; Agaricomycetes; Gloeophyllales; Gloeophyllaceae. The coding region runs from base 125 to 2584 and encodes 819 amino acids. Gene Ontology annotation, molecular function: clathrin binding. The record is from RefSeq and is a predicted model, not a curated record. The transcript has 4 exons.